Callorhinchus milii (elephant shark) is the source of this 2541-nucleotide messenger RNA. Its product is annotated as extracellular calcium-sensing receptor-like. The record is from RefSeq and is a predicted model, not a curated record. NCBI's taxonomy places the organism in Eukaryota, Metazoa, Chordata, Chondrichthyes, Chimaeriformes, Callorhinchidae. Gene Ontology annotation, cellular component: membrane. Gene Ontology annotation, molecular function: G protein-coupled receptor activity. The transcript has 6 exons. The coding region runs from base 148 to 2541 and encodes 797 amino acids. Gene Ontology annotation, biological process: G protein-coupled receptor signaling pathway.
AAACGUUGGGGGGUAUUUGAUUUACUUGGUUUUAUCAAGGAUGGGGAUAUAGUCCUUGGUGGACUGUUCAGUGUUCACUCUAAUGUACAGGAUCAAGAUAUUUACUUCCAAUCCCAACCAACGGCAAUAAAAUGCAAAAGUUUUGAGAUGAGAGAGUUCCGCUUUGUUCAGACGAUGAUUUUUGCUGUAGAAGAAAUAAACAAGAACCCAUUUUUACUUCCGAACAUUACCCUAGGUUACAAGAUAUUUGAUUCCUGUGGCAUGCCCUCUUUGUCUAUAAAAGCGACACUGGAGAUAGUAAAUGCCCAAGAGAAAACAUCUUCAGACUAUAUUUGUAAAUCCUCUCCUGCUGUUUCUGCUAUUAUUGCAGAUUCUGGAUCUUCGCAAUCUGCAGCCAUAGCAUCGUCCGUUAGAUCUUUCAGAAUUCCCAUGAUUAGCUACUUUUCUACAUGCGCAUGUCUGAGUGACAAACAAGAGUAUCCUUCAUUUUUAAGGACAAUACCCAGCGAUUACUUCCAGGCCAGGGCUUUAGCACAGAUUGUGAGACAUUUCGGGUGGACAUGGAUCGGAACAAUUAAGAGUGAUGAUGAUUAUGGUGUAUUUGGAAUGCAAGCCUUCACAGAGGCUGUACAGCAGAAUGGCAUCUGCUUUGCUUUCUCUGAAUCUUUCUUUAGAACCUAUCCCAGAGAGAAGUUGCUUAAAACCGUAGAUGUCAUAAAGAAAUCGACCACCAAAGUAAUUGUGGCUUUUCUUGCUCAAGCCGAUAUGGCCAUUUUGCUGGAAGAAGUUGCAAGGCAAAAUAUCAGUGGCAUUCAAUGGAUUGGGAGCGAAGCUUGGAUUUCCACCUCACUUCUCACUCCAGAAAAAACCCGACAGUUCCUUACUGGAGCAAUUGGGAUUGCGAUCAGUAAAGGAAAUAUAUCAGGCUUGAAAAACUUUUUAAUUCAACUCCACCCUUCUCUGUAUCCGGGAAAUGUUUUAAUGAAAGAAUUUUGGGAAAUGAUAUUCAGCUGCACCCUCAGAAAGACAGAAAGCAAGGCAGAAAAAGAAAAUGAAAAUCCUUCUCCACGUACUAACGAAUGCAGUGGAAAAGAGAGCUUAAGGACAUUAAAUAAUACAUUUACAGAUGUAUCUCAGUUCAGAGUUACAUAUAACGUGUAUAAGGCAACGUAUGCUGUGGCGCAUGCUCUUCACAAUAUGCUUUCAUGUGAAAGUGGAAAUGGCCCAUUUGAGAACAAAACCUGUGCAACUAAUUUAAAUUUUCAACCUUGGCAGCUUCUGCAUUACAUAAAAAUGACACAUUUCACAACUCCGAAUGGUGAAAAUGUAUAUUUCGAUGAAAAUGGGGAUCCGGUACCAACUUAUGACAUUGUAAACUGGCAACCCAAUAAUGUUGGUGGUUCUGAUGUUGUGUCAGUGGGACAUUAUGAUGGAUCUGCACCUUUGGGCCAAGAGUUGAUCCUAAAUGAAAAUAUUAUUGUUUGGAGCGGUGGGCACAAAAAGAUCCCGCGAGCAGCUUGUUCUGAAACAUGUCACCCUGGAACACGGAAAGCAGCCAGAAAGGGGCAACCUAUUUGUUGUUUUGACUGCAUUCCAUGCAGUGAUGGAGAAAUAAGCAACAUCACAGAUUCAAUACACUGUAUGAAAUGCCUUUCGGAAUAUUGGUCCAGUGUACAACGCGACCAAUGCAUUCCCAAGCAAACGGAAUUCCUUUCUUAUUCAGAAAUAAUAGGAAUGGUAAUAGUAAUAUUUGCUAUAGUUGGAGCUUGCAUUACAAUGAUCGUGGCAGUUCUUUUCUUUGUUUACAAGCACACUCCUAUUGUCAAAGCUAACAACUCUGAAUUAAGUUUUCUUCUUCUAUUAGCGCUAACGUUCUGCUUUCUUUGCUCCCUUACAUUCAUUGGCGAACCAUCAGUUCCAUCCUGCAUACUGCGCCACACAAUGUUUGGUGUUAGUUUUGUUCUGUGCAUGUCCUGUGUUUUGGGGAAAACAAUUGUUGUAGUGAUGGCAUUUAAGGCAACACAUCCCCGCAAAAAUAUAAUGAAGUAUUUUGGUGUCACACAGCAACGAAUGACUGUUUGUAUCCUUACUCUGGUGCAGUGCAUAAUAUGCACAAUCUGGCUAACAAUAGCACCGCCUUUCCCUGUUAAGAAUGCUAUUUCUUACACGGACAAAAUUAUUCUGGAAUGUGAUGUAGGGUCUGUAACAGCUUUUUAUUGUGUCCUGGGAUAUAUUGGAUGCCUCUCUUGUGUGUGCUUUGUUGUUGCAUUUCUAGCUCGAAAGUUGCCUGACAAUUUUAAUGAGGCCAAAUUCAUAACCUUUAGCAUGAUUAUGUUUUGUGCAGUUUGGUUAUCUUUUAUUCCAGUUUAUAUAAGCUCUCGUGGAAAAUAUACUGUUGCUGCUGAAGUAUUUGCAAUUUUGGCGUCUAGUUUUGGUCUUCUUAUCUGUAUUUUUGCUCCAAAAUGUUACAUUAUUUUAUUAAAACCGGACAAUAAUACAAAGCAACACCUAAUGGGAAAGGUAUCAUCAAAAAAGCUGUGA